Messenger RNA from Xiphophorus couchianus (Monterrey platyfish), 4747 nucleotides. RefSeq names its product glycogen synthase kinase 3 beta, genome duplicate a (gene gsk3ba). Gene Ontology annotation, biological process: regulation of neuron projection development; peptidyl-threonine phosphorylation; positive regulation of proteasomal ubiquitin-dependent protein catabolic process. Gene Ontology annotation, cellular component: cytoplasm; glutamatergic synapse; axon. NCBI's taxonomy places the organism in Eukaryota, Metazoa, Chordata, Actinopteri, Cyprinodontiformes, Poeciliidae. The coding region runs from base 759 to 2042 and encodes 427 amino acids. Gene Ontology annotation, molecular function: ATP binding; beta-catenin binding; tau-protein kinase activity. The transcript has 11 exons. The record is from RefSeq and is a predicted model, not a curated record.
GUAGAAUACGCAGCGACAAAGACUGCGAGCCUGAAACCUAUGGGGAAGGAGUAAAAAAAAAGACAUUCGGUAUCGUCGCAUUCUGUAUCUUAAGACCAUCAUUUUCUGAGAGGCUCACCGCUUCAGGGGCGAGGUACAGACGCCGAAGUUUGACGACCGUGAGGCCGGAGCUAGCACCAGCGUAAAGUGUGUAAAUUAGCCGCAUAAAGACUGCGGCGACGGACAGGUUUUCCGUUAGAAGAUCUUCAGGCUCUGGUAUAGUGAGGGAGCCGCCAUGGCAGCCGGAUCGCUGAGGCUCCACAUCGGGAUAUGAAGAGGAGCUGCAUGUGUCCCUGAAUUGGCAAGCAAACGGCUCGUUUUGAUUCUGGACCGACAACCGGAGCUGACCGUUGUUCACUUUUGUGGAAAUCACCCCGAAAAGGACUUUUUAUCGAACACGGGGCCACGGGGAGAGGCCAGAUUCAUGACUAUUUCAGUCGGAGACGUGUCUUACUUAUGAGGCCCGUUGAAAGAAAAGCUGGACUAUAAAGGAGGGAAAUGAUGCUCUGAUUGACCGUCGGUGGGAAAGAUUGGACAGUUUUAUUUUGUGAUUAUAAAACUGUGCUAACGGGCUCUCUUUCUGCCUGUGCCCCUAUUCCGAGACUCACAGAUAUUAAUUUACUGUCAACCCCUUUUUUUUUUUUUUUUUGGAUGAGAAGGUUCGGCGACUCGAUCAACCCUGCCGUUUAGCAAGUCGAAAGAAUUAAAGGGAUCGGAUCAUGUCGGGUCGGCCCAGGACCACAUCCUUCGCCGAGAGCUGCAAGCCAGUGCCGCAGCCCUCUGCUUUCGGCAGCAUGAAAGUCAGCCGAGACAAAGAUGGCAGCAAGGUAACGACAGUUGUGGCCACUCCUGGCCAAGGCCCCGACAGGCCACAGGAGGUCAGCUACACAGACACGAAGGUUAUCGGCAACGGAUCCUUUGGCGUCGUCUACCAAGCAAAACUCUGCGACUCUGGGGAACUAGUGGCAAUAAAGAAGGUCCUACAAGAUAAGAGAUUUAAGAAUCGUGAGCUGCAGAUCAUGAGGAAGUUGGACCACUGCAACAUUGUCCGCUUGCGCUACUUCUUCUACUCCAGUGGAGACAAGAAAGACGAGGUGUAUUUGAAUCUGGUUUUGGACUACGUUCCUGAGACCGUCUACAGAGUGGCCAGACACUACAGCCGAGCCAAACAGACGCUGCCAAUGGUUUAUGUCAAGUUGUACAUGUACCAGCUGUUCAGGAGCCUGGCUUACAUCCAUUCGUUUGGGAUCUGCCAUCGGGACAUUAAGCCCCAGAAUCUGCUGCUCGACCCAGAGACGGCUGUUCUCAAGCUCUGCGACUUUGGCAGCGCGAAGCAGCUGGUCCGUGGAGAGCCCAACGUGUCCUACAUCUGCUCUCGCUACUACCGGGCCCCAGAGCUCAUCUUUGGUGCCACUGACUACACCUCCAGCAUAGAUGUGUGGUCAGCUGGCUGCGUCCUGGCAGAGCUGCUGUUAGGACAGCCAAUCUUCCCUGGAGACAGUGGGGUGGAUCAGCUUGUGGAAAUCAUUAAGGUUCUCGGUACUCCAACCCGAGAACAGAUCCGCGAAAUGAACCCCAACUACACUGAGUUCAAAUUCCCCCAGAUCAAGGCCCACCCUUGGACUAAGGUGAGUCAGCAGGUCUUCCGGCCUCGGACCCCUCCGGAGGCCAUCGCCCUCUGCUCUCGCCUGCUGGAGUACACGCCCACUGCGCGCCUCACCCCUCUGGAGGCCUGCGCUCACUCCUUCUUUGAUGAGCUGCGUGACCCCAACAUCAAGCUGCCCAACGGCAGAGAGAAGCCCUCGCUCUUCAACUUCACCACCCAGGAGCUAUCUAGUAAUCCCUCUCUGGCCUCCAUACUCAUCCCUGCCCACGCCCGCAACCAGGCUGUCGCCUCGACACCAACCAACGCGUCUGCCACCACAGAUGGCAGCAGCACGGAGCGAGGUCCCAACACCACCACCGCCUCCGCCUCAGCCUCCAACUCCACCUCCACCUCUUGAGCCUGCAGACCCCACUCGCGCCCCGCCCCGGCCUCAGCCCCCGGCCCACAGCCCCCUCUCCAUUGCGCCCCCCCCGGCCAGGGGGUGAGCUGCGAUCAGCUCUGCUCCUGGCGGCGGCGUGGCGAUGCUGCAGCGGCCCGGGGCUCAGCGGCGACAUGACCACACGAACCCAGCCACCCUGACCUCCACCUCUGACCCCCAGCUGUCUGAACUGUCCUCCACCCACCUAUGCUCCCUUUGACAGGGAAUCGUAGGGGCAGAUGCGUUGCCGACUACAAGUAUACUAAACAUGUAUACUCGAUGGUAGCCUCCUAACAUUUAUAAGAGGACAAUCUGUAAAAAAAAAAAAAAGAAAAAAAAGUCCUUUGUUGCCCCUCAUCGCCUCCUGACUGCCCCUUCCUCGUUAUCAUACCACAUCUCUGCAUCCACCCCCUCCUCCUCUGGUUCCUCCUGUAGUGCAUGACCCAAGUACAGAAGGACCAACCGGAGAGGGGCACCACGACCUUUCACCUCCGCAGACAAGGCAUGAGGUUCAUGCACGUGUAUUACACACACUCAGACACACUCACAUCCUCUCGCACACGUUGAUGCAUGAUGACGACCGCUGGAAGAAGCUCUGCAGAUCGGGUGGUUUAUUUCUUUCGCCUGGGGUUUUUAAUUCUAGCAGCCUGUUUUACUCAUCGUUUUUAUUUUAAUUUUCUUUUUUUUCUACUCCUGGGCAGCGAUUUGGUGAGGCGGGGGGUGUGCGACGACGGAUGUGAUGUGUAUCUGCUUCCUGUGUGCUUGUAUAAUAUAUACAUACAGUACAAACGAGCAUACACACAGUUUAUAUAAUACUUUUCUUUCUGUAUAAAAAGUAUAUAUAGAUAAAUGUAUAAUAACUACAAUGGUUCAGAAAUCAUUUAUGGUGAGCUCAUAUCUGGCAGCGUAGCGGCAAUAUUUGCAGCUGCCUAAAGACGGAUCUGGAUAAGUUGAUGUUUUGUUUGUUGCUCCUGUUCUUGCUGGAAGCGUUGGAGUCCAGCAGCAGCUUCGCUCCUCUCCUGUGUUGCGUGUAUUAAAGGCUGUAGGUGGAUUUAGAGCACCUGCUUUAUUCCUUUUUGCCUUGGACUCCGUAACGCUGCAACGGUGCAGCAUCUCGACAAACCAGUUCUCCUGUCAGCAUCCCGCCUCUCUCUUCCAGAUGAUCACAGUUUUUUGUGUUUUUUUUUUUUGUUUCGUUUUUCAGCGAGCGCGCUCCUUAAAGUGUUAACCACCGUUCGUCCCCGCAGCACAGUGCAUAGAGAGCUGCUCGGUACUGUCCAGAUGUGUUUAUUUACCAAGAACACUCACUACAUUAAAAAUAGAAAAGGAAAAAAAACAACAAAAAAACAAUUUGUAUAUACAGUAUAAAUGCUCCUUACCAAAAUUCUGACUUGUACGUCUUGUAUCUUGUUUUUUAUGUUACGAUUAUUACUUUUUUUUUUUUCCCAUGUUGUGUUUAAGGUAUGUAUAUACGCUGACCCAUGUACUGUUUAUGAGUGAAAACAAAGAGUUGGGAAAGAAAAGAAGAAAAAAAAAGAAUCAGGGCUGAACUGAUAUUGUUUAUGGAUAUUGUUAGAUGACGAUGAUCAGCUUUAUCCAGCCAUAUGUUCAAUCUUACCUGUACAGUACAGUAGAUGACAGCUGUAUUAUUGUAACAAGAACUAGUCAUGUAUAGUGUAACUAUAGUUUGGAGUGCCUUUGCUUUCAUACACCUUCGCCUUGUCUCCUCCAUCACCCCCGUCCCUCAAUGUCGUGAUUCCCCCCCUCGGUGCUGUCAAACGUCCCGCCGCACGAGCCUCCACCUUCUCCUCCUCCUCGCCCCCGUCCUUCAUCGCACACUUUGUGGAUUAUACAGACAUUAAUUGUAAGGUUCCCCCCCAACCUCAUCCCUCAGCUGAAGAUACAAUAUAGACUUUGGGAACUGAUGUUUAUUUUGAUAGAUGUUUUAUCACGGGCACGCACGUGGACUGAUGAGGCAGCAGGAGGCCUCUCGUACUGUAAAUGUAGACUACAGUAGAGAUUCAGUAUUGCUCACAGUGUUGGUUCUGUUACCAAAGCCGAACGUUGACGUAGUUGUGAUGAGCCAUCCUCAGAGGCAAUAACUCUCUGUUCUUUUUCUCCUCCCCUCUGUCUGGAUAUUUCUGUUGUCUCUGGGCUGCAUAUCUUGAAACGUAGACAGGGAGGGUUGGGGUAGGACUCAGUAGCACCUAAAGGGGGGGGGGGUCGAGUCAUGUAGCCUAUCUCCCACGUCUCCUGCUUGCUGUAAUUUUGCAUUCAUGAACGUGUUGCUUCCCUCCAACAGAAGGUUUGACCACUGUACCCCAACCCUCGACACCCAGUUCAAUAAAAACAAAAUGGUUACCAAAAACAGAAAACAAAGUAUAUCUACUAGUAUAAUAAGUCAUACUAGCAUAUAUACUGGUCAUAUGCUAACUGGGGUAAAAGAAACAGAAACAGAGUAAAAGAAAAAAAUACAACAAAUACAUCCUGUAUAACAGUACUACUACUUGAAUGCCUCUGUUUGUGACUGAAUUGUUUUUUUGUUUUGAUUUUUCCUUUUGUUUCUGUGAAGGUAUGCUAAAUGUUGCGCCUCUGUAAAUAUUCCCUCUGCGUGCUCCGAGGAAUAGUUCCCUGGUACUGUAAUUUGCAACAAAUAAAGAGUAGGGUAGCCUGGAAAUGAUCAA